Molecule: messenger RNA, 1647 nt
Organism: Coregonus sp. 'balchen'
Lineage: Eukaryota; Metazoa; Chordata; Actinopteri; Salmoniformes; Salmonidae
Source: the annotation of a GenBank genome assembly
GUGCUCCUCAAGCAGGAUCAAAGGAGCCAAAUUCUCUAUCUAAUGCCCCUGUAAGUGAUACACCAGCACAGAUCAUUUCGGCAAAGGACAUGUCAGCACCAGGAGCAUCUAUUGGAAAGAAACAAGAAGCAGGAGCACCUACUGGAAUGGAAAUGGGACUGGCACCAGUAGACCCUACUGAAAAGGAAACAGCACCAGUAGACACGGUUGAAGAGAAACCAACACCAGCACCAGGAGACCCUGCUGAAAAGGGAAUGGCACCAGUACCAACUGCUGAAAAGGGAAUGGCACCAGUACCAACUGCUGAAAAGGGAAUGGCACCAGUACCAACUGCUGAAAAGGGAAUGGCACCAGUACACCCUACUGAAAAGGAAACGGCACCAGUAGACACUGCUGAAAAGGAAACCCAUGGCACACGUGAUGAGGCAGUGAGCAGUCACUUCUUUGCUUAUCUUGUGUGUACAGCUGUGUUGGUGGCAGUGCUCUACAUUAGCUACCACAACAAGCGAAAGGUACUUGGUUAAUAUCGAUUUACACAUUACAGCUUUUGAUUCUUCGCCAUAAUCUGGGUCAUAAUAAGCGUCUUUGAGAUUCUCUUUGUGAUUCUCUAUGUAAUGAAAAGCACUAUAUAAAAUACAUGUAUUAUUAUACUGAACAAAAAUAUAAACGCAACCUGUAAAGUGUUGGUCCCAUGUUUCAUUAGCUGAAAUAAAAUAUCCAAGGCAUUUUCCAAACGCACAAAAAGCAUAUUUCUCUCUAAUUUUGUGCACAAAUUUGUUUACAUCCCUGUUAGUGAGCAUUUCUCCUUUGCCAAGGUAAUCGAUCCACCUGACAAGGUUUGGCAUAUCAACAAGCUGAUUAAACAGCAUGAUCAUUACACAGGUGCAUCUUGCGCUGGGGACAAAAGGCCACUCUAAAAUGUGCAGUUUUGUCACAACACAAUGCCAAAGAUUUUGUGGGAGUGCGCAAUUGGCAUGCUGACUGCAGGAAUGUCCACCAGAGCUGUUGCCAGAGAAUUGAAUGUUAAUUUCUCUACCAUAAGCCGCCUCUGCCGUUUUAGAGAAUUUGGCAGUACGUCCAAUCGGCCUCACAACCGCAGACCACGUGUAACCACGCCAGCCCAGGACCUCAACAUCCAGCUUUUUCACCUGCAGGAUCAUCUAAGACCAGCCACCCGGACAGCUGAUAAAACUGAGAAGUAUUUAUGUCUGUAAUAAUGCCCUUUUGUGGGGAAAAACUCAUUCUGAUUGGCUGGGCCUGGCUCCCCAGUGGGUGGGCCUAUGGCUGCGCCCCUGCCCAGUCAUGUGAAAUCCAUAGAUUAGGGCCUAAUCAAUGUAUUUCGAUUGACUGAUUUCCUUAUAUGAACUGUAACGCAGUAAAAUCGUUGAAAUGUUUACGUGUUGCGUUUAUAUUUUUGUUCAGUAUAUGAAUUAGUCCAUAAAAAGAUACCUCCAAAACAAGCACAUCCAAGACAGUAGUGAUAUUAAUGUGUUAGCUAAAAACAUGUAAGAGAACAGUCAAUGAAACAAGUUGUGACACAGGCCUAUUAUUGUUUGUUUUUGUCAGAUCAUUGCCUAUUGCGUGGAGGGAAAGAGGUCGAGAUCGGGACGUCGGCCCAAAGGCGCAGAGUACACCAAGCUGGAACAG